AUGAGGGAAAAGGUGGAGAAGGAGUUACGUAAAUUGGAAGACCAGGGUAUUAUUGAACGAGUAAAACGGCCUACCCCUUGGGUUAGUCCAAUAGUGGUGGUGCCAAAACCCAGAAACCCGGAUGAAAUUAGAAUUUGCGUAGACAUGCGACAACCUAAUAAGGCAAUUAUCAGGGAAAGACACCCAAGUCCUACGAUUGAUGAUAUAAUUGCAAAAGUGAAUGGGUCCACUAAAUUCAGUAAGAUAGAUCUAAAGUCUGGUUACCACCAACUUCCGCUAGCCGAGGAAUCGCGCUACAUUACUAUUUUCUCCACACAUAAUGGCUUAUGGAGAUAUAAACGACUAAAUUUCGGUAUCUGUAGUGCCAGCGAAAAGUUUCAGCAUAUAGUUUCGGAAGUUAUUUCCGACAUCGAAGGGGCAAUUAACAUAUCAGAUGAUAUUUUUAUAUUUGGUCUCAAUACAGAAAUUCACGACAAAUAUUUGCAUGAGGUGCUAACACGUUUAAACAGUAAUGGCCUAACAGCAAAUUUGGCGAAAUGUGAAUUCAACAAAGAACGCAUGGAAUUUUUCGGAUUAAUAUUUUCUAAACACGGUGUUGAAGUAGACCCAAAGAAAGUAAAGGCGGUAACAGACAUGAAUGAGCCUAGCAACGUUACAGAGAUCCAAAGCUUUCUAGGUAUAACUAAUUAUUGCUCUCGGUUCAUAAAAAAAUAUUCAACAAUUACAGAACCAUUGAGGCAAUUAACACAUAAAGGAGUUGAGUUUAUUUGGGGCAAAGAACAUACGUUAGCUUUCGAAACAUUAAAGCAAGCCUUAGCAAAUGCGCUUGUGAUGGCAUAUUUCAAUGUGCAUCAAGAGACAGAAUUAAUUGUUGAUGCAUCCCCUGUCGGGUUAGGAGCGAUGCUGGUACAAUAUUAUACGAGCGACGAUGGUAAGCGUAUACCGCGCAUUGUUAGCUAUGGUACUCGCGCGCUCACAGCAGUUGAACAAAGAUACAAAAGUCAGCUGGAGCGUGAAGCGUUGGCCAUUCUCUGGGCGUGCGAGCAUUUUCAUGUAUAUAUUUAUGGCGCACAAAUAACUGUGGUAACGGACCACAAGCCGUUAGUUACUUUGUUUGGCAAUGCCAAUGCCAGUCUUCCGUCGAGAUUAGAACGUUGGGCGUUAAGACUACUCCCAUACAAUCCCUCGAUUGUAUUUAGAAAGGGUAGAGAUAAUCCUGCGGAUUACCUAUCGCGUCACCCGGUAUCCAUAGAAACCAGCUCUCGCAAAGAUCUUGUCUCUGAAGAAUAUGUAAAUUUCAUAGAGACCCACAGUAUUCCUAAAGCGGUGACAUUAUAUGAAUUGAAAACAGCGACCAAAGAGGAUGCCACAUUGCAGUCUCUCAUAGAGCUAAUUUCAUCACAGCAGUGGCACUUAAUCAAAGUAAAAUUUGCGAAAUCAAAAACGGUAGAUAUUGAUGAAUUGUUGGCAUUCCGUAAAAUUGCAACCGAGUUAACAGUGUCUAAUUACGGGCUAAUCUUGAAAGGAACUAAGUGGUCUCAUUUAGCAGCUGAUUUUUAUGGCCCAUUGCCAUCCGGGGAACACCUUCUUGUAGUCAUAGAUGAGUACUCCACAUUCCCGGAGGUCGAAAUAAUUAGGUCACUUGCAGCAAAGACUGUCAUUCCGGUAUUAGAUAAACUAUUUUCAUCGCGAGGAAUACCGGACAAGUUCAAAACUGAUAACGGCCCACCAUUCAAUGGAGAUGAAUUUAAAACUUUUGCGCGUGGUCUAGGGUUUAAACACCAAAGAAUAACUCCAUGUUGGCCAGAGGCCAAUGGAUGUGCGGAGCGAUUCAUGAAAACAAUUGGCAAGGUGUGCAAAUGCGCCCAAGUGGAAGGUAAAUCAUGGAAAAAAGAACUAUACAAAUUCUUACGCAACUAUCGCGCCACUCCCCACACGUCGACUGGCAUCCCGCCAGCAACGAUAGCAAAUGGUAAGUCAUUAAAAACUAAGCUUCCACAGAUACCUAAGGUUGGUUGUAUGCCAGAAGUGAUACAUGACAAAUUAAAACUCAAUGAUAAACAGUAA
Molecule: messenger RNA, 2067 nt
Organism: Anneissia japonica
Lineage: Eukaryota; Metazoa; Echinodermata; Crinoidea; Comatulida; Comatulidae
Exons: 2
Coding region: 1-2067 (688 amino acids)
Biological process (GO): DNA integration
Molecular function (GO): nucleic acid binding
Source: RefSeq, a predicted model, not a curated record